Ipomoea triloba (trilobed morning glory) is the source of this 714-nucleotide messenger RNA. RefSeq lists its product as uncharacterized. The record is from RefSeq and is a predicted model, not a curated record. The transcript has 2 exons. Lineage: Eukaryota; Viridiplantae; Streptophyta; Magnoliopsida; Solanales; Convolvulaceae. The coding region runs from base 1 to 714 and encodes 237 amino acids.
AUGGCGGAGGCCGACCCGCCUACGGAUGUUCAUGUUGCCGACCCCAAGAGGGCCCGGCUGACUGGGGAGAAGCCUGGACUCGCUGAUGCACUUGCCCGUGGCGCUUUUAGUCUACCAGAGAUGUUCAAUAUGCUUUUCAAGAUGAGUCCUCCACCCGAGGACUUUGUCAAUGAGAAGACCGACUAUGUGGCGGGGCAGGUUGCCCAUCACAUAUCCCAGGCUGCUAGUGGGGCUGCCGAGUUGUUUGUCCGGGUGACUGUCGAUGUUACAAAUCGUGAUCAAGAAAUAAGGGAACUCAAGGAGAAAGUAAGGCACCUGGAGGCUCAUAUUGAAUCUCUGAAUCGAUAUCCCGGCUCUGAUCAAUUCUUUCGGGACGCCGCCACGCUCUACCCAUCCCGACCGGCCGAUCUGCCUGCCCUGGUCAAGUCUUUUUGCUCGUCUGAAGAUGCUGUUGCCCCUCUACUCCAAACACUACAUCAGGACCCCGUAGGUCUGCAGGCGCUACGUCGGGUGACCGCCUGGGGUUUCCAUCGAGGGAAAUAUGUUAUGCAAGAGUCUGUUCACCAGGCACUCGCAGAUGGUAUUGAGCAUUGGGAGUUGGUCCGUGAAUUGCUACCUGAGCAGAUUCCUCCACCUGGUCCAGAGCCCUUCAGUGAUCCUCCUGUAGGUUCGACCGACCCGCAUACUGCUGACUCCCGGAGUCAUGUCCCUUAA